AUGUGUGCUUCAAAAACAAUUUAUGCAGCACAAGAUCCAUCGAGUUUACAUUUACCUGUUGUUUCAAAAAAACCGCGACGACGUUUACGACAUUCUCCUACAUCAUCAUCAAUUAUAUCGGUACCAACUGCAAACGUACCAACGAAUGCAGCAGAAAAUGUUUCAGCAUUAAAAGCUAAAUAUACAGAUUAUGCAACAUGGUUAAAAGCAUCAUCAAGACAAAAUCGUGAACCAGUAUUUACACAUGAAUUAUUAAAACAUUCUUUAUGUCAAAUGGGUAUUGAUUCAACACAAGCUACACAACUUGUAUCAACAUGUACUUGGUAUGUUUAUCAAUUUCAAAAAGGAUUAGGUCCUGAAAAUGAACCACCACAUGAUCGUCCAACAACAACAGAAAUAAAAAAAACUCCUCUAUCAGCAAAAAUUCAAAGAAAUAAUAUAAUUAAAUCAAAAAAAAUUAUUCCAUCAAGAGAUCAUUCAUCAGAAUCAGAAACAACAUUUCAUUCAAUUAGCAAAGAAAAUAUUCUAACACAAGCAUCACGACCAGCAACAACACGUAAUAAAUAUUCGGUUUUACCAUCUAUUCAUCCUUCUGAUACUGCACUUUCACCACGUUCACGUCGCGUUGAUUUUGAUUAUGAACAAACGAACAUACAUUCGACCGGGAAACAAAAAACUUUACCACGACGAUCAGCUAUAGCUAAAACACGAAAUUUACCUAAACUUCGACCAACAGAAACUGAACCAACAGUAAUUAUCAAUGAUCAAAAUGAUAUUGUACCUGAAAGUACACCAAUUGAUACAGAUUUAUCAAAUUCACAUAAAAAUCUUCGCCGAAAUAGUAUAAUGAAUGGUCAAACUCGUUCAAUAUUACGUAAACAGCCUGGUACAACGUCUUCUAAUAUAUCAGCAGAUGUUCUAAGUCGAAAAUAUCGUCAAAGAGUAUCAACACCAACAUCAACAUUAAUUGAUGAAACACCAUUAGGAACGAAAUCACAACGUUUAUUUGGUGGUAGUGAAUUUUUCGCUCAAAUUAUGAAUGAACUUGAAGAACAAACUCUAUAUUAA
This is a messenger RNA of Adineta steineri, 1068 nucleotides long. The record is from the annotation of a GenBank genome assembly. Lineage: Eukaryota; Metazoa; Rotifera; Eurotatoria; Adinetida; Adinetidae.